Molecule: messenger RNA, 1728 nt
Organism: Adineta steineri
Lineage: Eukaryota; Metazoa; Rotifera; Eurotatoria; Adinetida; Adinetidae
Source: the annotation of a GenBank genome assembly
AUGCUUCCGGAUGAAAUACUUUUACAAGUUUGUCGAUAUCUUCAUAAUGGUGAUGUUCUCUAUUCAUUUUUUGGUCUUAAUUCUCGUCUUAAUCAAACAAUAACAUUUUAUCGUCAGCAUGUUUCACUUCAUCGAACAUUUUAUAUGCAAUUUACUCAUAUAUUUAGUAUAAUUCUUCCUCAAAUCGCAUCAUCCAUACGUUCUUUAGUUAUAUUUGAAUUAGAAUCUCCAUCAUUUUUAACUUCAUUUCAAAAUAAUCUUCUUUAUCAUAGUUUAGAAAAAUUAACAUUAGUUAAUUGGACUGAUGAAAAACUUAUUUUAUUUAUUGAUAAAUUACAUGGUAUGAAAUAUUUUCAUAAAUUGACAAUUCAAGCACUUGAUUUAACUGAUUCAAUAAAAAAUUUAAAUCUCCUUCAAACAAUUCUUGGUGCAAAUGAUAAUUGUUUAACCUAUGUUAGUUUUGAUCAUGAAUGUGAUCCAUUUACUUUACCAGAUGAUGAAGUCUAUCAAAGAAAUUUUCCAAAUAUUAUUCGUUUGGAUAUUGAAUUACAAACAACGAAAGAUUUUUUUCAACUUAAUCAUUUAAUUCCUAAUGUUGAACAACUUCAUACAACGUUUAAACGUCCAUGGAUAAGAAUAUUAGAAAAUCAACAAAGAUUUUCGUUUUUAAAAGAAUUAUAUGUUUAUGCAAUGAGUUGGUUUUCAUCAUUUGAUGAUCUUAAAACAUUGAUACAUUCUUCACCGAUCAUAGAAAAUAUUUCAUUAGUACUUGUUAGUCAUGAUUAUUCUAUGACGAAUGGACAACGUGUACUUUCACUUCUUCCGAAUUGGAUAAAAAAAUUUGAUUAUAGUAUUUGUUAUCAACCAUCUAAUACAGAUGAUGAAUUUGAUCCAAUUAGUAUUAUUAAUUCAUGGAAAUCUAUUCCUAUUGCUUAUUCAAUAUCUGAAAAUGAUAAACGGAUUUUUUUACAUACGAUUUCAUAUCAAUCAAAUCGUUUAGCACUUCGUUCAUUAUUUAAUAAAAAUAUGUCAACAAUAUUGAAUAGUCAGAUUUAUCGAAAUGUUCGUCAUGUACAUAUUUAUGAUACGAUAACUUUAGCUGAAACUUUUGGUAUUAUACGACAUUGUCGACAAAUUAUUGAUUUAAUUAUUUCUAUCCGAACGUUACCACCAAGAGCAGAAGAUCCACCAAAAACAACUGUUAUCCUUCCUUAUCUUAAUCGUCUUGAUUUUCUUUCUAUUCAGGGUACACCGCCAGAUUCACAUUGUAUAGAAAAAAUUCUAUUAAUCGCACCUAAUCUUGCUGCAUUUUCGAUUGAUUUUGAUUGCUUACAUAAAUUACUUAUUGAUGAUGAUCAAUCGCUUAUGCUAUUCUAUCUUCUUCAUCGACGUAUUCUAAUUCUAUGUCUUCGUUUUGAAAAUACAAUGAUCAGAAAUUUAACUGAUGAACAUAUUCAUUGUAUUGCUCGAAUAUUUUCUGGAGUAAAUCAUAUAUGUUUCGAUUUUCGAUAUUCACCAAUUAAAAUUGAAAAUCAUAUGAUAUCAAUAAUAUUAAAUUAUUUUCCCAAACUAAUGGUUCUUAGUAUAUAUGGUCAAUUAUCCGAUGAUUUUCAUUUAAAUAAAAAACAUUUAAAAGAAUAUCUUGUUAAACAAUCAACAGGUCGAUUAACAGAUAUAAACAGAUUUGAAAUUGAUCGUGGAAAUGAAAGAGUUAAAAUUUGGAUGUAA